UGUCACUUGUCAAAACGAAUCACAACGCCGCGAAGCGAGUUCCAAAAACUCAAAAUAUUCUUUUCCCUAAUUUUGCUCGCCGCAUACGGGAGAUCCGCGUCUUAUUUUGGCGUAAGAACUUGAUCAAAUUAAGUUUGAAAGUUUCCUAAUUGACGUUGUUUUCGUGUGAAAAUGGCCACUCAGCCCCACAGUCGCAAAAGGGUUUGCUAUUAUUACGACAGUGACAUUGGAAACUAUUAUUAUGGCCAGGGACAUCCCAUGAAACCGCACAGGAUAAGGAUGACCCAUAACUUGCUUUUAAACUAUGGACUGUACAGAAAAAUGGAAAUCUAUCGUCCCCAUAAAGCCACUGCAGAAGAAAUGACAAAAUUCCACUCGGAUGACUAUAUCAGAUUUCUCAGAUCAAUAAGGCCCGAUAAUAUGGCCGAAUACAACAAACAAAUGCAAAGGUUUAAUGUUGGAGAGGAUUGCCCUGUGUUUGAUGGUCUCUAUGAGUUUUGCCAACUUUCCGCGGGAGGGUCAGUAGCAGCAGCAGUGAAACUGAACAAACAAGCCGCCGAAAUAUGCAUUAAUUGGGGCGGAGGGUUGCAUCAUGCGAAAAAAUCGGAAGCCUCAGGUUUUUGCUACGUUAAUGAUAUUGUAUUGGGGAUUUUGGAGUUGCUGAAGUAUCACCAAAGGGUGUUGUACAUUGAUAUUGAUGUGCAUCACGGUGAUGGCGUCGAAGAAGCUUUUUAUACGACUGAUAGAGUUAUGACUGUGUCUUUCCAUAAAUAUGGAGAAUAUUUUCCUGGUACUGGAGACUUACGAGAUAUUGGUGCUGGCAAAGGCAAAUAUUAUGCCGUAAAUAUACCUUUGAGGGACGGUAUGGACGACGAUGCAUACGAAAGUAUAUUUGUACCGAUAAUCAGUAAAGUUAUGGAAACAUUUCAACCUGGAGCCGUGGUCUUGCAAUGCGGAGCGGACUCUCUAACCGGUGACCGGUUGGGAUGCUUUAAUUUAACCGUCAAAGGCCACGGAAAAUGCGUGGAGUUUGUUAAGAAGUAUAACUUACCUUUCAUGAUGGUGGGAGGUGGUGGUUACACCAUUAGAAACGUAUCGAGAGCAUGGACUUAUGAGACUUCUGUGGCCCUCGGGGUCGAAAUCGCCAACGAGCUUCCGUACAAUGAUUAUUUCGAAUAUUUCGGUCCGGAUUUUAAGCUGCACAUCAGUCCUAGCAAUAUGGCCAAUCAAAACACCCCGGAGUAUUUGGAAAAAAUUAAAACUAGAUUAUUCGAAAACUUAAGGAUGUUACCACACGCGCCGGGAGUACAAGUGCAAGCGAUUCCUGAAGAUGCCGUUAACGAUGAGAGUGAUAAUGAGGAUAAAGUGGACAAGGAUGAACGUUUGCCACAAAAAGAUCUGGAUAAAAGGAUCACGUUAGAUAACGAAUUUUCAGAUAGUGAAGACGAAGGAGAAGGAGGACGAAGGGACAACCGGAGUUAUAAGGGUCGCAAACGGCCUCGUUUAGAAAAAGGCGGUGAAACCAAAGAACUUGACGAGAAACCUAAGGAGGAAGUUAAGGCUGAAAAAGCGCCAGUUGAACAAGAAAGUAGAUGAGAAAAUUGGGCGCAGUGUCUAUAGGAGAGGAAAGUUCAAAAACAAGUUCAGACGAUACAACCACAGAUACCGGCUGAUCUCUUCAAUGUUUAGGAAUUAGGCAUUUUAAACUUUUAGGCUGUACUCGGGCCGAGUUGUAGAAUAAGAGUUUCAUUGGCGAACUGAAUUAUAUAUUAUUUAUUUGUCAUUUAUCACGAAAUCAUUCGGCCAAAGUUCACAUUACAAUUGUCGUGUAUGCGUGAUAGUUUCCUUUUUUAUUUUUGUAUAUACGUAACGGGUCCUUCCUUUCCAAUAGGUUAGUGUAAAUAUAAUUUUAUUACUUUGUAUUGUUUGCGUUUUAGUGCGAAUUUGUCUUCGCUAAAUGGUAUUUAUUCAUUAUUUAACGUGUACGGUACGAUCCUCAUAUACUUUUGUUUUGUUACAUGUAUUUUUCCAGAAAAUGUGGAAUUAAAGUUUAAUAUCAAACUA
Molecule: messenger RNA, 2064 nt
Organism: Anthonomus grandis grandis
Lineage: Eukaryota; Metazoa; Arthropoda; Insecta; Coleoptera; Curculionidae
Gene: HDAC1
Product: histone deacetylase HDAC1
Exons: 11
Coding region: 172-1596 (474 amino acids)
Molecular function (GO): histone deacetylase activity
Source: RefSeq, a predicted model, not a curated record